This is a messenger RNA of Adineta steineri, 1371 nucleotides long. Lineage: Eukaryota; Metazoa; Rotifera; Eurotatoria; Adinetida; Adinetidae. The record is from the annotation of a GenBank genome assembly.
AUGAGUACUUCAAAAUCAAACUCUGCGAAUACUUCAGCCACUGCAUCUGAAAAGUCAAAUUCCACAUCUGACGCCAACAGUGAUAAUUUCAUGACUAAUGAGGUAAAUAAAGGAAACUCGGAGAUUAUUGAUGUGCUCGUUGCUGGAGCUGGAAUCGGUGGUCUCAUCACUGCUUUAUGUUUGCACCGUGCAGGUUUCACCGUUCGUGUUUACGAGCAAGCUCAUAUACUAAAGCCAAUUGGUUUUGCUAUGAAUCUCCAGCCAUAUUGCGUGAAAUUGCUGUACGAGCUCGGACUCAAAGAUGAGCUGGAUAAAAUUGGUAUUCGUACAAGCACGGCUGCUUACUACUCACGUAAUGGACAAUUCAUUUAUAAAGAGUCGAGAGGUAUCGAUGCGGGAUAUGGCUGGCCUCAGUACUCAAUACACCACGGCUAUCUUCAAGAACUUUUAGUUCGUCACAUGCAUGAUGAGGUGGGUAAAUCUUCUAUUCAGUUGAGCCAGAAGGUAGUGGCAUUUCGGAUGCAACAGAACCAUGUUGAAGUUGAUUUCGUUAAUCCUGACACAGAUCAACUAACUACCGCAUUGGCUAAAGUGCUCGUGGGUGCUGAUGGAAUUAAAUCGGCUGUACGAAAGAUUCUCUAUCCUACCGAGAGUCCUCCACUUUGGAAUGGCUGCAGUUUGUGGCGCGGUUUGACACAAAUGGACAAAACCUUCUUUGAUGGACGAACUAUGAUUUAUUUGGGUAAUCCAAACGAGCGCUUCAUUGCCUUUUAUCCCAUAGGCAAUAAUCUCAUUAAUUGGGUUUGCGUCAUUCAGACUGAAGAGCCAGGACGACGAGUUCCACCCGAGAUGCCUGACUGUGACACUAUGGGUCAUAUCCAAAAUCUUUUACCGUUAAUAUCGGACAUGAAAUUGGAUUUUCUCGACGUCCAUCACCUUAUCAGUUCGUCACUUAUUGUUCGUUGUUACCCAGUGACUGAUCGUGAUACUCUAGUCCAAUGGACACAUGAUCGUGUGACCCUUCUCGGUGAUGCUGCUCAUCCAAUGUACCCAUAUGGAAGUAACGGAGCUUCACAAGCGAUUGUCGAUGCUCGUGCACUCACUCUGUCGUUUCGUGAGCAUGGUGUCACUCCGCAAAGCCUCAAAGCCUACGAUAAUCUUAGACGCGAAGUCUCAAAUAAUUUUGUUCUAUCUGCUAGAGAACACAGUUCUUUGAAUAUUUUGCAAAUUAUUGACGAGCAUUCACCAUCUAGUUUUUGGCGCCUAUCAGAUAUCAUAUCUGAAUCAGAAGUCGACGCUGAACUGUCGAAACACAAACAGGCAUGCGACUGGAAUGCACAACAGCUUAAACAAGAGCCUCCUUUAUUUUAA